AUGCCUCUCAUCGCACAGAACCCCCAGCCCCGAGUCAUCCUAGGCUUGAUGACCUUCGGUCCCUCCACGGACAAGGGCGCCCGUAUCACCUCGCUAGACGAGUGCAACCGCUGCUUGGACUACUUCCAGCAGCAGGGCUUCAAUGAGAUUGACACCGCCCGGACCUACGUCGGCGGCGAGCAGGAAGCCUUCACAGCCAAGGCCAACUGGAAACAGCGGGGCCUCACUCUAGCCACAAAAUGGUACCCCGGCGCGGCCGGCGGACACAAGGCCGAGGUCUUGCGUGAGAAACUCGAGCUGUCGCUCAAGGAGCUGGGUACCGAUACGGUCGAUAUUUUCUACCUGCAUGCGCCGGAUCGGUCGAUUCCUUUUUCAGAGGCGCUCGAGGCGGUCAAUCAGCUGCACAAGGAGGGUAAGUUUGUCCAACUAGGGUUGAGUAACUAUACGGCUUUUGAGGUCGCGGAGAUUUGUACGCUCUGCGCUCAGAAUGGCUGGGUGCGCCCGACUAUCUACCAGGGCAUGUAUAACGCCAUCACACGCAAUAUCGAGACCGAGCUGAUCCCCGCCUGCCGCCGAUACGGCCUGGACAUCGUCAUCUACAACCCCCUUGCCGGCGGCCUGUUCUCAGGCAAGUAUAAGACGCACGAUGUGCCCGCCGAGGGCCGAUAUAGCGAUGCCAGCUCCGCCGGCUCCAACUACCGCAAGCGCUACUUCAAGGACGCCAACUUCGAAGCUCUGAGCGUCAUCGAGCCCGUCGUUGAGAAACACGGGCUGACGAUGGUGGAGACUGCGCUGCGCUGGGCGCACCACCAUUCGGAGCUGAAGAUGGACAACGCCGGUCGGGACGGAAUCGUGAUUGGCGUUAGCAGCUUUGAGCAGCUGAAGUCUAAUCUGGAGAAUGUCAGGAAGGGCCCGCUGCCCCAGGAGGUGGUGGAGGCGCUUGAUCAGGCAUGGAUGAUUGCCAAGCCGACGGCGCCGAACUACUGGCAUUUGGAUCUGAAAUAUACAUAUGACACACAGGCAGCUCUGUUCAAGCCGAAGGCUUAG
Penicillium riverlandense is the source of this 1047-nucleotide messenger RNA. Its product is annotated as aldo/keto reductase family protein. NCBI's taxonomy places the organism in Eukaryota, Fungi, Ascomycota, Eurotiomycetes, Eurotiales, Aspergillaceae. The coding region runs from base 1 to 1047 and encodes 348 amino acids. The record is from RefSeq and is a predicted model, not a curated record. The transcript is spliced from 2 exons. Gene Ontology annotation, molecular function: oxidoreductase activity.